This is a messenger RNA of Acanthamoeba castellanii str. Neff, 1881 nucleotides long. Its product is annotated as glycosyl hydrolases family 2, TIM barrel domain containing protein. Bases 1 to 1881 code for a protein of 626 amino acids. The transcript is spliced from 13 exons. The record is from RefSeq and is a predicted model, not a curated record. Gene Ontology annotation, biological process: lactose catabolic process. Gene Ontology annotation, molecular function: carbohydrate binding; beta-galactosidase activity. NCBI's taxonomy places the organism in Eukaryota, Discosea, Longamoebia, Acanthamoebidae. Gene Ontology annotation, cellular component: beta-galactosidase complex.
AUGUACGUGGACCGGCUGGCGUCGAUGGUCGAGCGGGACAAGAACCACCCCUCCAUCAUCAUGUGGUCCUUGGGCAACGAGAGCGGGUUCGGGCGGAACCAGGGCGCCAUGCGCGCGUGGCUCAAGGCGCGUGACCCCACGCGCCCCAUCCACUACGAGCCCGCCCAGUACAGCACGGGCAACCUCCAGGAGUACUGGGACCUGUUCGACGCACACGCGUGUCUCGCCGGCGGGUUCAUCUGGGACUGGGUCGACCAGGGCCUGGUGAAGCACACCAACAACGACGGCCGGCCGUUCUUUGCCUACGGCGGCGACUUUGGCGACCUGAAGAACGACAAAAACUUCUGCAUUAACGGCCUCGUGUUCCCGGAUCGCUCGCCCCACCCGGCCAUCCACGAAUGCCACAAAGUGCAACAGCCGAUUGGGGCGACGGUGGUGACCUUUGACCCGGCCCGUGGCGUGGCCGAGGUGGAGCUACGCAGCCGCUACGCCUUCCGCGACACCUCGCAUCUCGACGCCCACUGGCUGCUUUGGCGCGAUGGCGAAGUGGUCGGCAGGGGCCGACUGCCGGAGCUGGUCCUGCAGCCGGGCGGCACGCGCCGCGUCGCGCUUUCGCUGAACGUCGACGCCGUCGACAUCAAAGGCAGCAGCCGCGGCCGCGGCGACUACUGGCUUGACCUGAGCUGGAAUUUGAAGCACGACGAGCCGUGGGCUCGCGCGGGCCACUGCGUCGCCUGGGAACAGUUCGUGGCCACGUGCUGCGAUGAUGACGUGGCGCCCGCCAAGGCCAAGGCCGACGAGGCCAUGGUGGCCACCGCGCUGGUCGACCGGGAGACCGACGACGAGCUGGUGGUGACCAACCCGACCGCCGGCUGGACCUUGACGUUCGACAAGCGCGACGGACGCGUCUCCUACAGCACCACCACGUGCGUGCUGUUGCGCGGGCCGCGCCUCAAUUUGUGGCGAGCGCCGACCGACAACGAUCUCUCCCUGGGUCUCGGCCCGGCUGCGACCUGGCGCAAGCUCGGCCUCGACGACCUCGCCUCCCGCCUUGUCGCAUUUGAUGUCGACCGCCGCGACCACGGCGCCAUCGUCGUCCGCCAAUCCUUUCUUUACCGUCGACGCAGCGGCGGCGGCGACGCAGACGACUUCUCCGUCGAGCACCGCGUCGAGUACUCGAUCGGCAGCGGCGGCGACGGCGGCGGCGACGUUGUGAUGGCCAACGAAGUGGUGGUGAUGGGCGGCGGCGAGUGGCAGGCGAUGGUGGAGGCGGGCGAGCUGCUGAGCCUGGCCCGGGUGGGGCUCGCGUGGGAGGUGCCCCGCGAGGCGCGGCUCGCCUACUACGGCCGCGGCCCACACGAAAACUACCCCGACCGCAACCGCGGGGCGAAGGUGGGCGUAUACGAGCAGGCGGCGGAGGGCUUCUUCGAGCCGUACGUGUUCCCGCAGGACUCGGGCCUUCGAACGGACGUGCGAUGGCUCGCCCUCCGCUCACCGACGACGGAUUCCAUCGAUUGUGCGGCGGCGGGGCUGCUCGUGUCUGACAGCGACCGCCCACCACCUCCUCCGCACUUCCAAUUCAGCGCCUCGCCGUACAGCGCCCAAGAUGUGGCAGCGGCGGAUCAUCCGACGGAGCUGACCUCGGGCGAGCACGCUCAUCUCUGCAUCGACCAUCUCACCAUGGGCCUCGGCGGCGACGACUCGUGGUCCGGCCUGACCGUGCUGCCCCGAUACUGGGUGAAGCCCGCGCCGCACUACGCGUUCAGCUUGCGCCUUCGUCCGUUGGCCCACACCACCGCCCAACCCACGUCUUCGCCAACAACGUCGUCGUCGUCAUCGUCAUCGUCAUCGUCGUCUCUGACAAGCAUAAUGCAUGCCUAA